Molecule: messenger RNA, 2337 nt
Organism: Melampsora larici-populina 98AG31
Lineage: Eukaryota; Fungi; Basidiomycota; Pucciniomycetes; Pucciniales; Melampsoraceae
Exons: 3
Coding region: 1-2337 (778 amino acids)
Source: RefSeq, a predicted model, not a curated record
AUGCAAGUUGAUCUCAAUCGCACUACUCGCAAAAGGCCUCACUCCACCCGAUGUACCAUUCCCGAUCGUCUCUCGUACCUCUGUAGACGUAAAAGUAACGAAAGCUUCGCAUGCGUUGGUAGCUUUAGCCCCGAUCUAGUUUCUCACAGUAGAUUUCAGUCCCUUUCUUAUGAUGAUCUGUUACAAAAGAGUCAGACGCAGAAGUAUCAUUAUCAAAAACAUCUUGAUAUCUUAGCUCAAAAAGCUCAAUCACCUCAAUCCACACCGCACCGAUGCAGUUUUCUUUUUUACCUUCGAGCCGACAAAGGAGAUCAAGCAGAUUUGUCAAUGCAGACCGUGGACAUGGUGUAUAAUGUCAGGUGGCUUAGAUUGAUCAGUGAAGUUGAAAAAGCCGUCAAUACACGUCCAUUCAGGCCAAUCAGGGCUCCUCCUAAGCCUGACAGAACAGCAGCCCUUGAGCAUGAGAAGAGAAGCGCGCCUUUAGAUUCGCAUAUCCCCUUCCCAAUCCCACCUACCCAAUCUUUUCCAAUCAAAAAUCGGACCAGCACAGAGACACGAGAAAUCAAAGCCACUGGAAUUCCGAAACGCGAUGAAGUUGAAGAUGAUCAUUGUGAACUAUCCCGUCGUCUUCAACAGACAUAUUAUGAUUCGAAAUACGGUGGAACAGACUUAUUUGAGUCUGGAUUCGAUUUCCGACAGAGUCAAGAACUUCAAAUGGAAAGAUGGGAUCAUUUGGUGCAAUUGGAGCGACGCGCUCGAGAAGCAUCAGAAGAGGGCCUUCGCAAGGCUAGUCUCGGCUCGACAACCUCCCUGUCUAGUAAUGUUCCAUCAUUCCCUCCGCGGAAACUGUCGUCGGGUAUCCUGAACCGUAUGCGAAGGCCUUCAACAGCUACCAAAGAAUCCAAAUCGAGCUUGUCAAUCAGUAAUCCAAUAGCCAUUUCACCAUUAGAGAGCUCCUUCCUCCUUGGAAAAAAUCUUGCUCAAGACUUUGAAUUCUGUAGGCCAGAUCUAUACCAAAUUCAAUCUUUCUCGAAGCCUGAUCUUUCUUCGCAUCCGGCUCUCAAGAUGCCCGAUUUGACUUUGGGACGCGUAGAGCAGUAUGACAGAGCCCCGUCCGCUGAUGCACAUCGCGUUGGGAGUGAAGUCCCAAAGCGACACGAGUUUUCACCUAUUUCACCUUUGUCAAGGCGUGAUUUACCUCGGCCUAGAGGACCUCGACCUCCUCGAUUGUCCAUUCAUAGCUCCAAUUCCUCGCUUGCUGAUGUUGCGCUGACACCUCAACCUAGUAUGCCACAACAUGAAUCCACCGAUAAAACAACUACAUCAGAUCUUACGACUCAGCAUAUGGUAUAUCCUGAUGUUCCCCCCCUUCGAAUCAUCAAGCGAUCUUUGAGACUUCGGAAUGAGACCCCUGCUCCCGAGCAUUGCAAGCUCAUACCUGAAGAGCCAGUCGUAUGUCAGCCAAAAUCCCUUGGGCAAGAAUUCUACCCACGUUGUAAUCACGAUUGGGACACCAAGAUGAAGGUGGAGCCCAUAUCAUUCACCAGUAGUCUGGAUGAGCUGAUUUUAAAGGAUGUGAAUAAUUCACAGCUCAGGUCUGGUACCACGAGCUCCCGAAUUUCUGGCGCUUUGCCCACAGAGUAUAGCGUGGAUCUUGGUUCCAAACUCAGAUUCGAAGACGCCAAACGUAACCUCCUUGAGCUUCCUGUAUCAAACUCUAGAAGCCAACUUGGGUCUUCAUCUAAUCAUUUGGGUGAUGAAAAUCUUGCUUAUAUUGCAAAAGGAACGUCAAAGUCAAUAAGAGAUAACACUCUUGACUGUAAUCAAAGCUCUACCACGCAAGAGACCCCUUUAUCCAACGCGUAUGGUUCAAGACACAAAAUUGAAGCUUCAAGACAUUCCUUUCCAGAUCAACCUAAACCUAACGGAAAUAUAGAAAACAAGAGUUCUCGUAUUGGCCAGAUCUCAACGCGCUACACUGUCCCACUAGAUACCAAAAAAGAGGAAAUGAAAGUCUUGAAUCAAGUUUCACCUAAGAUGAUUCUACCAAGUCAAUACCUUCGAUCAAGAAAAGAUUUGAAUCAAGAAAGAACCUUAUACCAACGAACUCCAUUCCACCAACCUAUUUCUAAACCAGACCAGUCUUUAGAAAAAUCAUCAGAAAGUUUAAUCUUUGAAUUACCUAUCAAACCUCAAAGAGAUUUAAAUACUCAAAUCAAUGAUCAAAAAGUCAAACAAGCUUGGGAGAGUGUUUCUCAUUAUAAAAAAUGGACUGGAAUGAAUAGACCUAACAUUCAAGGAGUGGUAAGAAUCCAAGGUGGUAGAUUGAAACAAUAA